CCGUUUAGGGCAUUCGAUCUCUCUCCGCCGUUAACCUCUCCGUCACCGACAUUUUCGCCGCCGUCUCGGUCGUGCCGUCGGUUGUCUCCUCCUGUAAGAUGGCUAGAUGGGAUCAGAUUUUCUCUCUGCCUGUGCAAAACCCCACUUCAUUGGAAUUUUCUUCUGCUGAUCUUGUUUGGUCCAAGGUCGAAGGUUACCGAGAUAAUAUUGAUAGAGUUGCCCUCAUCCCGUAUACCCGAGUUGACGAUUUUGUACGAGGUGAAUCUUCAAAUAAAGAUUGCCCCACGAGUUUUCAUGUCGAAGCAAGACGAAGGAAAUCCGUAGAGAAGAAUUACAAGCCUAAGGUUGAUGGCAUCUUGGAGUAUAUUCUGUAUUGGUGUUCCUUUGGACCAGAUGACAACAGGAAAGGCGGAGCUGUACGGCCAAGUAGGAGCACAUACGUUAGAAAGAAGAAUAAUGCUGGCCGACCCAAUUCCAAAAGAGGGUGCAGGUGUCACUUCAUUGUGAAACGUUUAAUUGCAGAACCAACAGUGGCUCUGAUAAUUUAUAACAAUGACAAGCACGCAGAUGAAAAAGGAUUGCCGUGUCAUGGGCCACAAGACAGACAGGCUGCCGGAACAAGAGCCAUGUUUGCGCCAUAUAUAUCAGAAGAUCUUAGGUUACGUGUAUUGUCUUUGCUUUAUGUGGGUGUCUCUGUGGAGACCAUAAUGCAAAGACAUAAUGAGUCGGUGGAAAAACAAGGUGGUCCAAGUAAUCGAGAUGAUUUGUUAACCCACAGAUAUGUUCGGAAACUAGAGAGGAGUAUCCGACGUUCAACAUAUGAGCUCGAUGAGGAUGAUGAUAUCAGCGUCAAUAUGUGGGUCGAAAGUCAUCAGAGUCAGGUGUUUUUCUUUGAGGGGUUCUCUGAUUCAGACCCUUUUACUUUGGGUAUCCAAACUGAGUGGCAGUUGCAGCAGAUGAUUCGAUUUGGCAAUUGCAGCCUUUUGGCUUCUGAUUCAAGGUUUGGGACGAAUAAACUCAAGUAUCCUAUACAUAGUUUGGUUGUCUUUGACUCGGAGAAUAAGGCUAUUCCAGUAGCUUGGAUAAUGGCACCGAGAUUUUCUGGUGGAGAUACAUAUAGAUGGAUGAGAGCGCUUUAUAAUCGAGUCCAUGCCAAAGAUCCCUCGUGGAAGUUGGCUGGGUUCAUUGUUGAUGAUCCUUUUGCUGAUGUCAUUACAAUCAGGGAUGUCUUUCAGUGUCCAGUUUUAUUGUUGUUUUGGCGUGUUCGCCAUGCAUGGCAAAAGAACAUAUUCAAGAGAUGUGCAGAAACAGAGAUCCGUGUCGAGAUCUCAAGACAACUUGGACAUGCCGUAGAUAAAAUCUGCAGAAGGCAAGGAACAUUCUCAUUGUUUGAGGAUUUUUUGGAAGAUUCUGUAGAUAGCUCGGAUUUCAUGGAAUACUUUAAAGCUGUGUGGUACCCUAGAAUAGGGGCAUGGACAACUGCUCUACAAUCUCUUCCCUUGGCAAGCCAAGAGACCUGUGCAGCUUUGGAAUUUUACCACUUUCAGUUAAAGUGCAGGCUGUUGAAUGAGAGGGAGCCCGAUAUCUAUCAACGUGUUGACUGGUUGGUUCAUAAGUUAGGCACGAAAGUACAUUCCUACUUUUGGCUUGAUGAAUAUUCUGGGAAAGAAAAUUUUGCAAGGUACUGGAAAGAGGAAUGGGUGAGCGGGUUGACUUCUUUCCGCAAAGCAUUGAGCAUUCCGGAUUCUGAUGUUGUAAUCACUGACAAAUCUGCAAAAAUCACAGAUGAGAAUGAUCGUGAUAAAGCUUAUAUUGUAUGGAAUCCUGGGUCACAGAUUGGCAUUUGCACUUGCAGCUGGGCUGAAAGGGGUUACAUGUGUGAGCACAUUAUCAAAGUAAUGAAAUUUUGCCGUCGUAAUGGUUCCACUGUGCCGUCUGCUAGCUUUCUUCAGUAUUGUCAGACCUUGAUUGAUCUGCUUCACUGCCCACCUCGUGAUUCCUUGUUUCGUGACUAUUCAGUCUCUUUAGCUGUCUCCGUGGAAAAGCAAAUAAAUACACUCAGGGUUCUACGAAGCAGUGAUACUGGGGAAGAGACCGCGUGGAAAGAGACAUCCAACACGGAACAAGGUCGUGGAUUAUUACUUGACGAAAUGAAUUCUUUAGAUAAACAAGAGGUGGUUGCCAAUACUGAAAGUCUGGGCACCGAGAAAGGGACCGGACGUUUGGGCACUGAGAAAGAGAGUAAAACCAUGGAGUCCAUGGAAGAUGGUAACUCAUCCGAGAAACCUUCUGCAGUUGCCAACACUUCCUAUCCGAAUUGUGAGGAUGUUAUGGAUUCUCAGUCAGAAACACCAUCUGCUCUCUCUCGGGAAACUGAAUCUAUUGAGCAUCCACCUAGCUAUGAACCGCCUCUAAAAAGGUGUAAGCAUGGUGAAUUUGACAAUAGAAAACCGGUUGAUGACCAAAUUGCGGUGAUUGGCGACAUUGGCAAUAUCCCGAGUACACCUUUGCCGGAAGGAGAGUCACAUGAUUCUGAUGCUGUUCAGAUGAUAGCUAAUAACGAAGUUGAUGGUUAGAUCCAUCCCUCUCGGAGAGUUUCAGAGCAAAGAUCAGACUAGAAAUACGCUAUUUCAGCUUGUGUGUACAUGACAAGUUCAAAGAAAAUAUAGCUUCUGCAACUCAGAACAUGACAGUGAACAACGUUUGAGAAUAUCAAAACUCUUCAGGCACAGAAUGACGUGGGUUUUGGCAUUCAGGGUGAAGGAACAAAAACUCUCAAGUUAAUCCGGUUAGUGUCUCUCUCUCUUUGUGUUUCUUCUAUGGAUAGAUAUCAAACCGAUCUUACCGUUGCUUUGAACGGCGAAGAAAGGGAAAAUGGAUUUCGAAUUUCAAUCUUGAUGAGCCCAUCUUGGCCACUUGGUGUUUGAAUCUCCGAACAUGACAGUGCUCAGGAGGAGUUGGUCUGGUAGUACAUAAUUGAAACUUGAAAGGCUUGGACAUCCACAUGAUAAGGGGAUGUCCAGGUACCCUGGGUACGAGAAACGGAGUGACGUGUUUGUCUGGAACUAUAAAACGGCACGCAUGUGAAGUAGGCAACAUAGAAACGUACCUAUGAUUUUGUGUUUUGUGCUCUUUUUCACCUUUUUUUUUAUAUAUAGUUUAUUGCGUUUGAUUGAUCA
Messenger RNA from Tarenaya hassleriana, 3179 nucleotides. RefSeq lists its product as uncharacterized. The record is from RefSeq and is a predicted model, not a curated record. The coding region runs from base 99 to 2576 and encodes 825 amino acids. Gene Ontology annotation, molecular function: zinc ion binding. The transcript has 6 exons. Lineage: Eukaryota; Viridiplantae; Streptophyta; Magnoliopsida; Brassicales; Cleomaceae.